Oldenlandia corymbosa var. corymbosa is the source of this 543-nucleotide messenger RNA. Lineage: Eukaryota; Viridiplantae; Streptophyta; Magnoliopsida; Gentianales; Rubiaceae. The record is from the annotation of a GenBank genome assembly.
AUGGACGCAAAAACGGAGCAGAGAAUCGAGGAAACCGUCCUGGAAAUCUUAAGGAACUCCAACAUGGAUGAGGUCACCGAAUUCAUGGUCCGGAAAUCAGCAUCCGAGAAGCUCGGGAUGGACCUGUCCGACCCGACCCGGAAGAGUUUGGUGCGCCGGGUCGUGACGGCGUUCCUCGACGAACAAAAUACCAUGCAGCAGCAACAACAAGAAGAACAGCAGAAAGAAGAGGAUGAAGAGGAAGAGGAGGAGGAGGAGGAGGAGGAAGAGGAAGAAGACGAUAAGAAGAGAAAAAAUGACGGUAAAGAGUAUGAUGAUGAAGGCGACCUCAUUAUUUGCAGACUGUCCAAGACUAGAAGGGUGACUAUAACAGAAUUUAGAGGGAAGACAUUGGUGUCAAUGAGGGAGUAUUACAACAAAGGAGGCAAAGAGCUUCCCACUUCUAAAGGGAUUAGUUUGACUGCUGAGCAGUGGGCAUCUUUUUCGAAGAAUGUACCUGCAAUAGAGAAGGCCAUCAAGAAAAUGAAAUCUAGACUUGACUAG